UGUGGUCAUUCUGUGUCAAGCAGUGUCGCAGAUAACAACUUGUAAUUCACCAUGCUUCCAGUUUGCCCGUCUAAAGUCAUUUUGAUGAUGAUGGUAGUCAUCACCUGUUCGGCUCUACAAAACGAAGCUUCUGAAAGAAUGGUCCGUCCAGGAUAUCCGGGUAUGCAGUAUGGAAACAACUACUACGGUGGCAGCAACAACAACGGUGUCUAUUACAAUCAAGGUGCCAUCAGCCCAUUUCCUCUGUUUCUGGACUCCUCCUGCAGAAGGUACAACUGCGUUUCGAAGCCAGGAAUGCGAACUGGUAGCUGCGACAUGACUUGCAGUCCAGACAGGACCACCCCACAGUGCCCAGUAAUCAACUGCGUCUCAGCUUCGGCCGGUACUUGCGGAAACAUGCGGUGCGAAGUCGUCACAUAUUCACACGUGCUCUAUUAGUCUUCAAUAGUUCAGUUGCUAUUGUUGUGAAGCCUCCAGUCAAAGUCGAUAAUAAAUCUAUUAUUUCAUCUA
Daphnia carinata is the source of this 510-nucleotide messenger RNA. RefSeq lists its product as uncharacterized. The transcript has 3 exons. The record is from RefSeq and is a predicted model, not a curated record. NCBI's taxonomy places the organism in Eukaryota, Metazoa, Arthropoda, Branchiopoda, Diplostraca, Daphniidae. Bases 52 to 438 code for a protein of 128 amino acids.